Anopheles moucheti is the source of this 966-nucleotide messenger RNA. It is a transcript of the gene BCAS2, whose product is annotated as pre-mRNA-splicing factor SPF27. The record is from RefSeq and is a predicted model, not a curated record. The transcript has 2 exons. Gene Ontology annotation, cellular component: precatalytic spliceosome; catalytic step 2 spliceosome; Prp19 complex. Gene Ontology annotation, biological process: mRNA processing. The coding region runs from base 71 to 727 and encodes 218 amino acids. Lineage: Eukaryota; Metazoa; Arthropoda; Insecta; Diptera; Culicidae.
AACGCUGCGAAACAGUUGCUCAUUUCAACAGAAUCGGUGGUCUGAAAUUGAAACAGAACUUCCCAAUAAAAUGGCCGGUGAAGUUUUAGUAGAUGCUUUACCAUACAUCGACCUAGGCUACGAUGAUCCUGGCGUGCGGGAAGCGGCAAUCGCUAUGGUAGAGGAAGAAUGCCGCCGAUAUAGGCCAACGAAAAACUAUUUAGAACAUUUACCGGCCCUGAAUACGACCGCGUUUGAGACCGAACUAAUGACUGCAGAAUUCGAACGCAUUCAAAACAGACUCCCGAUGGAACCGCUCAGCAUGAAACGGUACGAACUUCCACCGCCACCAGCUGGCAAGAUGAACGAAGUAUCGGCAUGGGGCGAAAGUGUGGACAAUUCGAUGGCGCAGUUAGAACAUCAGGCCGUACGCGCCAUGAAUCUGGAACUUAUGGCCGAUUAUGGGUGCGAGAUGUGGAAAUCUUACUUGGAAACGUUGGUGACGAUGCAGGCGAAAUGUCAGGCCAGAUUGGCGGAGGUGAAGAAAGAAAUCCAGGACGUAAAUUGGGCUCGCAAGACGAAGCAGACGCAAGGUGGCGAAAAGCUGCGCUCAUUAGAAGCACAGUGGGUAAUGCUAGUAUCGAAAAACUACGAAAUUGAGCAGGCUUGCGCCAAAUUAGAAGAACAAAUUUACCACAAGAAGAUGGAGUGCAAAGCAUAUGAAAAAACACCUGACAAGGAGCAAUAGGCAGAGUGUAAUGUGGAAACUGAAUAAAUUUAAAUAUAUUUAAAAGUAUUGCAAUGCAGUGACCUUUUCACAUCACCUAUUGCUUCUAUAAUGUAUGGACAUACACACCGUAGUCGGUUCAUUAAACCAUUUUAUAACACAAAAUCAGCGUUCGGUUCGACAAACCUGUUUUAAAAUUAUGAUGUUCAUCAUGAAACCUGAGUGAACUACUAAUAACAUUUUUAAAAAAUCUUUAAAGC